Messenger RNA from Capra hircus (goat), 2444 nucleotides. Its product is annotated as sex comb on midleg-like protein 2. The record is from RefSeq and is a predicted model, not a curated record. The transcript is spliced from 4 exons. Bases 247 to 759 code for a protein of 170 amino acids. NCBI's taxonomy places the organism in Eukaryota, Metazoa, Chordata, Mammalia, Artiodactyla, Bovidae. Gene Ontology annotation, molecular function: protein binding.
UAUAGUAGACAGAUGAUAUACAAAGAAGUGUUUUAUGCUGUUGAUAUAAAAAUGCUUAAGUAUAUUAAUUAGUUACAACAGACAUCCCUUUUUUUGAAAACAGUAGAAGAAGAUAUAACAGAAAAGAAAAUCACCAAACGACCUUCUGAGCAACCUCUGCCUUAUGUUGCUCCUCUCUCUCCUAAGCAACCCAGAAUAAUAGUGCAUGCCUCUGAAGAGGAAGUAUUACCUUCUGAGGAAGAUGGCAUGGCCAAAGAGGAAAAGCUUUCUGAAGAGUCCAAGAAGUCACCACUUAGUUCAGCAAAUUCUUUGAGUCCUGUCAGAAAAAAUCCUAUAAGCACUCAUACUCCAGUCUCCAUGAAUGGUUCUCAAAGUGUGCCAUGCACCUCAAGCCCCAAAGUAGUGGAGACCAAAUCAUCUAUCAAGAGUAGUCAGCUUGAAGUUGAAUUUGAAAUGCAGAGGGAAAGUGAAGUUGAAGCUCCAAGUUAUAUAGCUGUACCUGACCCCAGUGUCCUGAAGCAAGGCUUCUCUAAGGACCCUGAAACCUGGUCUGUGGAUGAAGUGAUACAGUUUAUGAAACAUAAAGAUCCUCAGAAGUCAGGCCCCCUUGCUGACCUCUUCAGGCAACAUGAAAUUGAUGGGAAGGCUCUGCUACUACUCAAAAGUGAUGUGAUUAUGAAGUAUAUGGGGCUGAAACUGGGGCCAGCCUUAAAGUUAUGUUAUUAUAUUGAAAAACUUAAAGAAGGAAAAUAUAAUUGAAAAAUACAUAAGUUUAGACAUAAUUUUCAGUUGUUUUGAUAACUUUAAAUUUAAAAGUAUUUUUAUUCUCAUAGCAAUUUUUGUUUUGUAGAUAGUUCCUCUAAAACUACAUUAUAUCCAGAAUUGCAGAACUCUAUUAUAAAGUCCAGUCUACUUCUUUAAAAGCCAUUAACAUGUUAGUACUAGCAUAUUCAAAUAGGCAGUUCUUUAUCUCUGUUUAUUAUUUUAUUGUACAGUUUACAAAUACACUUCCUGCAGGAAACAAAGAAACACCUUUGAUUUUGGUUAAUGUAUAUAUAUAAAACCAAAACAGCUAAAUCCCAAAGGGGAAAGUAUCAGGGACUGACAGGCUCUCUAAUGAAAUUCAUGCGAAGUUUUCCUUAGAAGAGAAUUUAAAGAUGCAACUAUAGAUAUCAUCUCUUUCUCAAAUACUUUGUCUGUUACUGCAAUGUUCUGUUUGUGUUCUAUCAAUUUCCUGAAAGGGAAUAGCCAUAUAAAUUACCUUCCUUUCGUUACUAUUGCUCUAUAUGUUGUAUUUGUUAAUAUUUAAAGAAAAAACAAGCUUAUAAACUUUCAUAAAGUGUUUUUAUCAGUUUUUGAUGAAUUUUGAACAAUUAUAGAGUAGUUGUUCUAUGCAGGAGAUAUUAUACUAGGGUGGUUUUGAUGGAGUCCAAUUAAAUUUUUUCAAUGAAAUACCUGUUAUUUCUAAACUUUACAUAUUUUCUCCAAGCUUAGACAUUUAACUUGGGAUUCUUUCUCACAUCUUUAUAUGAAGAAGACUAUCCCUUCUCCAGCGGAUCUUCCCAACCCAGGAAUCGAACCGGGGUCUCCUGCAUUGCAGGCGAAGUCUUUACCAACUUAGCUAUCAGGAAAGCCCUUACAUGAAGACACCUGUGCCCAAAUUUUAAAAUAUAUAUAUUUUAUUGUCUAUGUUUAUUCCUCAUAUGAAUUCAAUACUGUAUUUAUAUAUUAUUCUAUACUUGUAGGUAUUCAAACAAGUUAACCUGUUCUUUUUGAAUUUAAUAUGGCACUUUGCAUUGCCACAGAGGUAAUGGUGAACUAUUUAUAUAGUUGGAUGUUUUUAUUCUGGAAAAAUAUUUGCAUCAUUUGCUAUCACUAGUACCUCUCAGCUUAGUCUUCAGGGGAUAAGAAACAAUCCACAGAUUGGUUUCCAUACAGGGAAGUUCUCUGUCCUAUGCAAUGUUGUUAGUUAAUUUGCUUAGUUCUGAGCCAUUUAUUCUGCUAAAUUUUGGAAGAUGCAUUAAUUCUGACUUAUCAUUUUGGGUUUUAUUUUUAAAGUUAGAACUUUUGAGGGGAAAUGGUGCUAUAUGUUAAUUGUUAUUACUUUGUAUAACUUUGGUGUAAUGUUUAUAAGCUAUGAGAAUCUGUGCUAAAAGUAUUAGCCAUUUGUUAUAAAUGCCAAUAAAAUGUACACCAGGGGCAAGAAUGUACAUUUUCUUUUUUAGAAAACCAAAUGUACUUUAUAUGAGAAUGCUACUAUUUAAAGGGUGGUUUCAUCUAUGUUAUUCACUUUGUGUUUUAAGACAAAAAUUCUAAUUUAAACUGUCUUCUCUCAAAUUGUUUGUGUGAAGAUGCUGUGCCCAGUUAAACAGUCCUCAGGUGUUUGUAUAAAUACUGUUUUACAGUCUUUAGAUUUUAAAAUAUAAUAAAGUUAAAUAACCUCA